UCGAUUAUUCCAAGAAAAUGUUCGGUUAAUUUCCAGUGCUUUGGCGACGGCCGUGAGCCACGGACCGAUGACUUCGCACACAGCCCCGGCCCUCCUUUUUUACUAUCGCUUACUCCAUCGUAACAUCCCCGCCGUUCACCACCAACACAUAAUCUAAUUCAUUGUGUUCACAUUUCUAGACCUGGCAACCGAGUGACAUGUGCUCCUUGACGGCUUGGAAAAAAUAAAUAAAGGCCUCGCCGAUGACCUUUCGGCUCGUCUAGGUGGAUGAGACACGGCGAAAUGUACGGAUAACACCGGAACACGGCUCUUUAUAACAAGUGUGUUAUGUCAAUGAAAAAAUUGGCAUUCUUAUCGGCGAUUCAUAAUGACGAAAGACUAAACGGUACAGACAUGUACCCCACACCUGGGUCGCCUCCCGCUCCGGUGCAUGGGGUCAACGUGAUGCUGGGAGGGGCUAUGUUGAGCGGCAUAAUCCUGGUGGUCUUUAUAAUGUGCUACUGUUGCCACAAAACCAACCGAAAGUCCCAAUCCCACCUGCCAACCUAUUGGCGCGAUCCCGGACUCUCACUGGAAAUAUACACGGUCGAGUCUGGACAGAACUGGCUGGUCGCCGAAGACUUCACGACGGAAGCCAACCGACCGCCGACCCCCGGUCCGCCGCCCGCUUACGACGUGGUGGUGCCGAUAACGAAGGAAGAUUUGGAUCUGGAACGAACGGACGAGUCGGGACUUCCGACGUACGAGACUGCGGUCCAAUUAAGUCACGGUUACGUGUAAAGAAACAGGGUCAAAAGACAAUUCGAACACUAACAGACAUCAC
Molecule: messenger RNA, 823 nt
Organism: Aethina tumida (small hive beetle)
Lineage: Eukaryota; Metazoa; Arthropoda; Insecta; Coleoptera; Nitidulidae
Gene: s-cup
Exons: 4
Coding region: 328-780 (150 amino acids)
Source: RefSeq, a predicted model, not a curated record